CCCAGGGCCUUGAGAUUGCUCGCAUCAAGCGCAUCAAAGUCCAAGGCUGCUGGGUCGAUGCGAUUGAGCUGGCCCGUCUGUAGAGCACGGCCGCUGCUCUAGGCAAUCUCAUACCCAUGACUCAUUUGCUCGACAACAUCACUUGCUUCACGGCCCUCCGCCUAAUGUGAAGGUUGCUUCUGGCAAUCCUCGUCUUCUUCUGGGGGAUUCGCCGUGUCGCUGCUCCAUCAUUCAUGACUCUUCGUCCUGUCCUCCAGCGCAUAAAUGGAGGGACAUGGCCAUCCCCCUCUCAUCGCCCUUUCUCAUCUUCAUUCAAGCAACCAUCCUCUACUUACCUCUUCCUCAUCAACUUGUACAAGUAUGCCUUCUCCCCCUCGCUCAUCUCGUAAGACGCUUGACACGGACUCGCCAGAUGUCAAGUUGAAGAAGGACCUCGCUCGAGAACGUAAUCGCAUCCACAAGCAAUCUUCGCGCCAGCGCCAGCGAGAAUCGCAGCUUCAGACGGCAACCGUCGCCCACCACGCUUCCUCUCCUGUGGUGUUGCCUUUCCUUCGUGGCACUCAAGCUGAUUCGGGCCCAGCUGUAUACUCUCACCGCAUCUCUCAGCCAGUGACAGUUGUCGCUGAACAGCUGCCUCUCGUUCCGUACGCUACACUCUACCCAGACGCACCACCCACCGGUCAACAAGCUCUUCAACGAGCACUUGCUUCAGCUGCACUCCAAAUGGCUAUUGAAGCUGCUUCCAGGACCAUUCAAGCCCAACAACCUACAGAGAUCCUUACUGCUGCUUCCAGACCAACCUCCGCAGCAACCUCUUCUACAGAUGCUACUCAGGUUGAGAAGGAAGCAUGUGCGCUCGACUCGUCCUCACAACCCAUCUCAGUCACUUCGACACCUGUCUUGCGCAAUGAGCCAGUCAUGCCAACAGUCCCUCACACCACCCUUCCUCCCAAUAUCCUCAAAGCGCUCGAAGUACUCAACGCCCAUGGCAUCACAGGAAGGAGCGCGCCGCCUACACCUCCUGCAACUGAAGUCGGACAUACACCGACACCUACAACGUCGCCAGAGCGUCUGUCUCGUCCUACAGGACCCUGUCCCUCUCCUUCUACUGCACCGUACUGGUCCACCGUCCUUGCACCCAUCCAACCUCAACAUCGGCAACCAGUGGAGGACAGACCACAGUAUAUCUUACCUCGCGUGGCAAACAUGCCUCCUGCAGUCUUGGAGCCCAAUACCUGCACGACGCUGGAUCAGAUGCACAAGAUCAUGCCAUUCCCCAACUGUUCGUUGUUUGAGGCAUUGACACGACACAAAGCUGCGGUGGAUGCGGUUCAUGCGCGAUUCGACACGUACUCUACUUGAUGGCGUGCGCGCUUGCUCCUUUUCAUCACUGCGCUGGCGAUCCAU
Messenger RNA from Protomyces lactucae-debilis, 1407 nucleotides. RefSeq lists its product as uncharacterized. The transcript has a single exon. The coding region runs from base 265 to 1362 and encodes 365 amino acids. NCBI's taxonomy places the organism in Eukaryota, Fungi, Ascomycota, Taphrinomycetes, Taphrinales, Protomycetaceae. The record is from RefSeq and is a predicted model, not a curated record.